Molecule: messenger RNA, 2691 nt
Organism: Triticum turgidum subsp. durum (durum wheat)
Lineage: Eukaryota; Viridiplantae; Streptophyta; Magnoliopsida; Poales; Poaceae
Source: the annotation of a GenBank genome assembly
AUGGAGUGCAACAGAGAAGAGGCGUUGAGGGCCAGAGAAAUAGCUGCAAAAAUGCUGGAAAGCAAAGACUUUCUUGGGGCUAGAAGGAUUGCACUUAAAGCUCAAAGGCUUUUUCCAGGGUUUGAGAACAUACACCAGCUGUUAACUGUCUGUGAAGUGCAAUGUGCAGCAGUUGCAAAAAUUAAUGAAGACUUAGAUUGGUAUGGUAUUCUCCAGGUGGAGGCAACAGCAGAUGAGACAGUCAUAACAAAGCAAUAUGAGAAACUUGCCUUUUGGCUCCAUCCUGAUAAAAACACACUCUCUGGUGCUGAAGUUGCUCUGAAGUUGGUCUCAGAAGCUCGCAAGAUACUGUGUGAUCGCACGGAGCGGUCUUUGUAUGACGUCAGAAGGCAGUAUGCUUCCAAACAUGUGACAAGCAAAGCUACACAGCUACCAAAUAAGACUGGUGGAAAUGAAAGUCAUGUGGAUGGAUGCAAACAACCACCUGCUUUUGUACUGGUGUUCUGGACUAUAUGCCCGCAUUGUCGGAGGCGAUUCGUGUACUACAAAAAGAACUUUUUGGUCACCUGUGACCACUGUGGUAAAUUGUUCUUUGCAUUCAAGCUGCAUGAACAGACAAUGCCCUCGAGUUUCCUAUCUCAUUCAGCAAAUAAUGCUGAAGUUUCACCUGGGAAGAUUUCAUGUCAACAACAUGGCGUCACCAAUCAACAGGCCCAGACAGGGGGGAACAUUUACUCUGAACCUACCAUGAAUGCUACUCAAAUUGAUGAACAUAGAGAAAGGAUUGACAGGGCAAGCGGUGAUGAGGAAGGUAACUGUUCAGAGACAAGAAGCGAUGUAGUUCAGCUUUCAGCAAUGAACCAAGCUAAAUCUUCUGCGCCUGCUGCAGGCAAGGAAUCAGUUAGCAAUUUGACAUCAGCUCAUCCUGAUCCGAACUUCAUUUCCGCACAGAACUUUAGAAGUGAAGAUGCAUCUCUAGUGCCAAAUAUUGCAAGGUCCUCCAGCCUUCAGAAAUUAGGUAAGAGAAAGCAAGAUGAUGGCCCAGACUGCAGCCACGGCACAGACUCCUCUAAUUAUAAGAUGCAAAGGAACCAUGACUCACCAUCUAGUGCUUCUGAGCAAAUGUUUAAUGACAAUGCUGCUGUUGCUGAGAAUCAGUCUGCUGAGCAUCAUGCCUUAAGUAGAGUGGAUAGCCAAGGUGGAGUAACUGCAAGUCGUGAAGCCAAUCAGCAAAGUUACAAGGAAGCAAGUGGUAGUGCUCCUCAGAAGCUUGGCAGUCCUGUGAUUACCUAUCAUCAUCCUGACUUUUUUGACUUUGGCAAGAUCAGAGAUAUAAACCUGAUUGCAGUUGAUCAAAUCUGGGCCCUUUAUGAUAACCUUGAUGGCAUGCCAAGAGAUUAUGCUCAGGUAAAGCACAUUGAUACUUCUGAAUUAAGAGUUCAGCUGACAUGGCUGGAGUACAAUCCAAGGAAUGAGCAAGAAGCCAAUUGGAAUAAUAAGGAAUUGCCUGUAUCUUGCGGAAGCUUCUGCUUAGGAGGAGAAACAACAACCCUAUUACAAGAUCCAUCCACAUACCUGUCUCACAGAGUUCCAUUGACAAGAGGCAAAAAUGGGAACUCCUACCAAAUAAAUCCUAAUAAGGGUGAGGUAUGGGCUCUUUAUAAAAGAUGGAGCAUGCAAUGGAGCUCCGAUGCAGAUAAAUGUCGAUCCUAUGGAUAUGAUGUCGUGGAAGUUAUCUCUGAUGGCUCAACGAAUGGCGAUGUCAUUGUUUCGCCGCUAAUGAGGAUUGAAGGCUUUGUUAGUCUUUUUGCACACGCUAAGGACAAACGCUACUUUUCGAUACCAUCAAGUGAGCUACUGAGAUUUUCGCACUGUAUCCCCUUUUAUAGAACACAUGGAAAUGAAAGGGUGGGCGUUGCAGAAGGACUUCUGGAACUGGAUACAGCAGCUCUUCCAAGUGACCUGGAAACAGCAUUUCCUUCCAUUACUCUCGACUCCUACAUGUCUUCGGAACUCAUUUCUUAUCCAUAUCCAGAAUCUGAAUUCCACAACUUCGAAGAAGACCGGUCAUGUGAGAAGUUUGAAAGUGGCCAAAUUUGGGCUAUCUACAAUGACACUGAUACAUUCCCGAAUGUGUAUGGUUGGGUGAGCAAAGUUGAGAUACAACCGUUCGAAGUGCAUUUGACCUGGCUCCAGGCCUGCCCUCAACAGGCGCAGGGGAAGCUGUGGUUGGGGCAGAAUGUACCUGUGAGCUGUGGCAAAUUUAAAAUACGAAGCUGGCAAGCCAAGUAUGGUAGAAACCACCCCUUCUCUCAUUUGGUAGAAAAUAGCCAAAUCGAUAUGAACUGGCAGGUUAAAAUUCUUCCAAAAGUCGGUGAAGUUUGGGCCAUCUACAAGAACUGGUCACCUGAUUGGGUUCCUUCCAGCAACAAGCACACUACUGAUUAUGCUAUCGGGGAGAUCGUCGAGUGCAGUAAACGAAGCACAUUAUUUUCUUUUCUGACUAAAGUUGAUGGCUAUGUCGCUGUGUUCAAGCCUGACCUUACCAAGGGAGUACUGAAAAUACCUAGGAAAGAGAACCUGAGGUUUUCUCACCGAAUUCCAUCAUUCCGUCUCACAAAGGAGGAAGGCGGCAAGCUCCGGGACUUCUACGAGCUCGACCCAGCUUCUGUCCCUGGCGAUUUUCUAUAG